Messenger RNA from Phasianus colchicus (ring-necked pheasant), 4238 nucleotides. It is a transcript of the gene TMEM231, whose product is annotated as transmembrane protein 231. Gene Ontology annotation, biological process: regulation of protein localization; cilium assembly. The record is from RefSeq and is a predicted model, not a curated record. Gene Ontology annotation, cellular component: ciliary transition zone; ciliary membrane. NCBI's taxonomy places the organism in Eukaryota, Metazoa, Chordata, Aves, Galliformes, Phasianidae.
CUGCAGCCGACGGCACGAAGUCACGUGGGGGGGAACGGGGCCGCGGAGCGGUCCGUUCGGCGGUGUCGCGGCGAUGCCGGUGGUCGCGCUGCGGGUCCCGACGCCGUAGCGACUGCCUUCGCUUCCUUCCUGCUGCCGUCCCCGGGCGCUCCCCGCUUCGCCGCAACCGUCCGUCCCGGAGCGUGCGAAUUAGUAUUCACCGGCUGGCGCGCCCGUUCCGGCGCGUGGGAAAGCCUGGCUUCGGUCGCUCAGUGCUCGCCGCUGCGGUGGGCGCGGGAUGGCGGGCGUGGAACUGUUCUCGCACCCAACGCUUCACACGCGCUACCGAGCUGGGCUCUGCUCCGCUGCCGUGCUGGCGCUGCUGCUCAUCGCCGUGCUCACCUACGUGCCGCCGUUGCUGGUGGCCUACAGGAGCCACGGUUUCUGGCUGAAGCAGAACGCGUACCGAGAGCAGCCCACGGUCCGCUUCCGGUACGAGGUACUUUUCGUGGCCACCACCGGGCCUGGCCCGGGUAGCUUCCUGGCAUGGAGCACGUUCCCAGCGUUCAACCGGCUCCAGGAGGACCGACUGCGCGUCCCGCUCGUGUCGACUAGAGAAGAAGACAAAAAUCAAGAUGGCAAAACGGAUCAGUUGCAUUUUAAAUUAGAGCUUCCACUACAACCUACAGAGCACGUAGUUGGUGUUCAGCUGAUUUUGAUCUUUUCCUACCACCUUUAUAGAAUGUCGACAUUCGUGAUGCAGAGCAUGGCUUUUCUUCAGUUUUUUUCUCCUGUACCGGGAUCUCAGCUCUAUGCGAAUGGAGACCUGAAACUGAACCAGAGGCAAUUACUUAACCAUUGUGGGCUAGAUACCAGAUACAAUGUGUCUGUGGUCAAUGGCACAAGUCCUUUUGCAAGUGACUAUGAUCUAAAAAACAUCAUUGCAGCGUAUCGAGAUAGAAAUGUGACGACAGUAUUUUCAGAUCCUAACCCCAUUUGGAUGACUGGAAGAGCAGCAAAUACACCAUUUAUCAUUGAUGCCACUAUUCAUUACCCGGUGGAAGUUAUCUUAUAUCAGCCAGGAUUUUGGGAAAUGAUUAAAUUUGCCUGGAUCCAGUAUGUCAGCAUUCUCCUCAUCUUUCUUUGGGUGUUUGGUAGGAUUAAAAUGUUUGUGUUUCAGAAUCAGGUGUUUGCUACGACUCCAGUUUCGCCAAUUCUGCCAUUGUCUCCAGUAUUGUCCUACAAACAGCAUCAGUCCUGAGGAAAUGCCUGAAAACUUUUAAGAAAUGUGGUUUAAAAAUAAAUACCUGCUUUUUUUUUCUCUGUACUUUUUUUUUCUUUAGAAGAUCAGAACCUUGUAAGUAUGUUCUAAGUAUGUUCUGUUCUUGCUACAUCUUGUGAUGAAAGGAUGUCAUUUUCUUUUUUUAAAGAUGUGCGUGUUUAUGUAUUUCUAUACUAACAUUUACAACAUUGCUUUGGGACUGAAAUGUUUAAUUUUGAGCAGUUGAAGAACUUGGUUUGUGGGUUUUGUUAUUUUUUUUUCUCCAACAGGAUUACACUUGAAAAGAAAAGAAAACAACAACAACAACAAACCCAACAAAAAAAAACACAACCCCAAAAACAGAAUUCAGUGAGCUGCUUUUGAAUUACCUAAAUUUUGUUAAACCACGAAGAUUGAAAAUAAUAUGAUAACCAUAAUAAUGAGCUAUUUGUACUGUGUUUUUAAUCAAUUCACUAUUGCUAGGGUUCAGCUAAUAGCUACUUAUAUAUCCACUUGUGUGCUAUAAAAGGGAAAAAUAUAUAUGAUAUAUAGGGAAUGUGACUGUAACUCAUUCUUUUUUUUUUCCUUUUUUUUUUUCUGUAACCUUGGUUAUAAGUGUCCACUGACUGUUAUUAAAUUUGUUGAUGGAAAAAUUAAGGCUGAUCUGAGAAGCUGGGUUCUAGGUGAUGGUAUCUGCAAGGUUUGUACAGUCAUUUACUAUUGGUAAUAUUACUGUAACUGUAAGCUAUUAAUUGGGAAUAUCAAAACACAGAAGCAUAGUGUUUCACAAAGAAAAUGUAACAGACUACCAAAGAAACUUCAGAGUUCCGAAGCAAAUGAAUAAUUAUUUUCAGAAUUUAUGAUAAUUCAGAAUAUAGUAAAAUGAAACUAAUAGUAAUUCCUGCUGAAAACUGGAAGACUGUUCCUCAUUCUUGGAGGCAGGUGGGAAAGAUGACUUAAGCCCAGAAAGAGAAAAUAGGCGAAGCAAUUUGUUUGUUUGUUUUCAUUUGGGGCUUAUGUUUCUGAAUUUGUUACUAUUCAAUUCUAGCAAAGUGGUAUUACGGCAGGAGGGAUUCUAAAACAAUUCUGGGUAUUAUUUAACAAAAUUCUCUUGAACCAUGGUGUAGCUAAUAAAGGUGAAAGAAUAAUUUGUAGAGAAUUGUAUACAGUUUCUUUUGGCUGUUGCCUUCCAGAAUUCAGUAUCUUGGUAGUUAAAAAAAACAAUCUGCCCAUUCCUUUUCAUCUUCUCAGAAUAACCAGCUUCCUUUGAGGUUUUGUUUAAAUUUCUUUGGAACUUUGCAGUCUGGUUACUUCCAUUUCUCUCAAUCUUUACGUGCUAGAUGGACUCCAUCCCAGCUUAUUCUUGAACACAAGUCCUAAUGCUAAUAUAGGAGGGCUGUCUUGGUUAUCCAGCACAUCUUCUGCUUCUGAAACUUUACACAGUUGUGAACUGUAAAUUGUUCUAUCUGUACUUGCGGGUAAGUAUAUUUCAUUUGAAGUCUCCUGUUUGCACUUUGAACCUCUGAGCUCUGUUAGAUUAUAUCAUAUUCAUAACUUGAUAGCUUAUGAAUACAGAAAAUUGACUUUGUAUCAGAGUGUCUGGUGUCAAAGCAACCGUUAAUUGCUUUUUAGCCUUUCCGGGCACUAACAAGAAUAAAUGUUGGUUCCUGGGAGAUCGUUUACUCGGCAUCUGAAAUUGAUAUUUAUAGCUGGUCUGCUGUAGUCCCUGCUCUUCUCCUUUACAGUUCUGCUGGUGCUUAUGUGGCUGCAGGAGUUAGCUCAGGGAGCUUAUUAUGGCGAGGAUUGUACGAAACAUACUCACUUCUUAAGACUGAUCAGUUAUUGAUGAAUGUGGUAUGUGUUUGCACAAGCAUUAGUAUGCACAUGAGCAAGGACUAGAAAUAUCUGAAGGGACCUUAGGACCCCAUUUUAGGGGGUUGACUUUUUGUUCUCUCACAGCAAUGGAAUUUAUAACACUCAAAAGGUGAGCAGGCAUCUGCUUAAACUAGCAUCUGGAAGAUGAAAGAGGAUGGGGGCUGAGAGAGCUGGGGUUCUCCUUCUGGGGAAAGGAGAAGGCUGCAAGUGACCUGAUGGUGGCCUUCCAGUAUCUAAAGGGAAGCUACAGGAAAGAAAGAGACAGACUAGCAGCAUCUGUGGUGAUAGACCAAGGGGAAGUGGUUUCAGGCUCAGAGAGUAGAUUUAGGUUAGUUAUAAGGAAAAAGCCUUCUACAGUAAAGGGUGGUGAGGCACUGGAACAGACUGCUCUGUAAUGUGGUUGAUGCCCUGUCUCUGGAGACUUCAAAGGUGAAGCUGAGUCAGGCACUGGGCAACCUGAUCUUGCUGUAGUGUUUCUGUUUGUUGCAGGGGAGACUAGAAGGCCUUCAGAGGUCCCUUCCAGCUCUAAGGAUUGUAUGAUGAUGACGGGACAACAAUGCUAAUGGGAGAUACCUUUACUGUUCUAUCCUGUUAUAUUCUUCCUUAUUAAGUUGUGAUAAGUAAGACUUAUGAGAGCAACAGUCUAUGAGAUUAGAAAUGAUGAAUAGGUCUGGUUCAGGAAAUAGAGAGAACAUUCUUUGUGUUUUUCUUCAGGACAGAGCUGGGGAAGAAAAAUGCAAUACAGAACAUAUGAAAACUGUGUAAAUAAAAGAAACAGGUGGCCUUAGCUCUAAGGGAGCUUUAAGAAAGUGUUUCUUAGAAGACUGCCUGUAAGGAUUCUUCCUUUAUCUUGCUGAACAACAGUAAAUAAAAAUACCACUGCAAAUCAACGCCACACCGCUACACAGAACUACUGUGUACGUAAUUCCUAGAGAGCUAUCUAAGCCUUGUUCAGUGAUGAGGCCACAAAGGUGUGCAAAAAUGAGUUGGAUGUUAGGAAGUGUCUUGUUAUCAGAAAAGUGAAGUCGUGGAUUAAAAUUUUUGCACAUGAACAAAAGUAGAAAUGUAGAUGAUUGGGGUCCCAAGUAUGUAAGAGAAUACCUUAGGAGAUUUUUUUUUAAGA